CUCAGGUCCUGGGAAGCAGACUGCUGCUCUGCUGUUUUGCACCAUGAGUGAUCGGCCAUGGACCGCAUCACUUUCCACCAUGAUACUGUGCUGUCAGAUGUCCACAUGCUCCUGCCCAACGCACGCCACCUGAUGACACGCCUCAAUGGGGUCGGACAGCCCGUCUUCAUCUCGAGAUUCAGGAUCAUGCCAGAUGGUGAGAGGCAGGACAGGAAGGACCCAGGGAAACGUUUGAAGGAAGUGCAGGAACGCAAUAAAUCCAAUGAGGACGUGGACAAAGACACUAAAGUCGCACACGUUAAAGAUGAAGAGGAGGGCGGGGAAGGAAAUGAACCAUUUUUGGAUGAGGACGGAGACUUUGACAUCACACGCCGGUAAGAAAGGUCAUGCAGGUCAUACUGCAGUGAAGUACUGAUGAACUGUCUGACUGUGCUCUCACUGUGGGAAAUAAAUCUUUAUUGAUCCAGAGGAAAGUUUGUUUUCACAGCCAAUACAUAUCCCAUACAGAAACAUGCAGAUACACACCACACAUUAAAAAUAU
Molecule: messenger RNA, 541 nt
Organism: Plectropomus leopardus (leopard coralgrouper)
Lineage: Eukaryota; Metazoa; Chordata; Actinopteri; Perciformes; Serranidae
Source: RefSeq, a predicted model, not a curated record